Salvia miltiorrhiza (redroot sage) is the source of this 1040-nucleotide messenger RNA. Its product is annotated as clathrin light chain 2. The record is from RefSeq and is a predicted model, not a curated record. NCBI's taxonomy places the organism in Eukaryota, Viridiplantae, Streptophyta, Magnoliopsida, Lamiales, Lamiaceae. Gene Ontology annotation, cellular component: plasma membrane; clathrin coat of trans-Golgi network vesicle; clathrin coat of coated pit. Gene Ontology annotation, biological process: clathrin-dependent endocytosis; intracellular protein transport; clathrin coat assembly. Gene Ontology annotation, molecular function: clathrin heavy chain binding; structural molecule activity. The coding region runs from base 198 to 905 and encodes 235 amino acids. The transcript is spliced from 3 exons.
UUGAUUAAAUCCCUAAUCAGAUAUAAAACAUUCCAUAUAUUAAUUAAUUUUAUAAUGGGCUGCAAUUAUAGGGCCCACAAAACAAUUAGCUAUCCCCAAAUUCUUGUUUUUUCCGUUGCCGAAAAAAAUCAUUUCUUGAGUGCCUAAUCAGUAAUCACAGCAAUUGCCGAACAUCACCAAAACCGAUCGCACACACGAUGUCGUAUUCUUUCGCCGCCUCGCUCGAUCAAUUCGGUGUUGACUCGCCGGUAUCCGCCGGGACUCAUUCGUUUGACGACGGCUACUCGUUUUCCAACUUCGAUUCUACCGUCGCCGACUCUCCCCCGCCGAUCUACGUCUCCGGCGGAGAGUUCAUUGAUCCGGCGUUUUUCUCGUCGGAAACAAAGGAAAACGGCCCGAUUCUACCGCCGCCGGCCGAGAUGGAGCACGAGGAGAGCUAUGCGCUCAGAGAAUGGAGAAGACAAAACACUAUUCGGUUAGAGGAGAAGGAGAAGAGGCAGAAGGAAUUGUUGAGCCAAAUCAUAGUUGAAGCUGACGAGUACAAGGUUGAAUUUCAUAGAAAGAGGCAAAUUAUCUCCGAAAACAACAGAGCGACUAACCGUGAAAAGGAGCAGGUACUUGUUGCGAAGCUGGAGAAAUUCCAUGCUGAAGCUGACAAGGAUUAUUGGAAGUCCAUAGCAGAGCUGAUUCCCAAGGAGGUUCCCACAAUAGAGAAAAGAAAAGGCAAGAAAGAUGACGAGAAGAAGGCGUCGAUAGUGGUGGUUCGAGGACCUAAGCCUGGGAAACCCACUGAUUUAUCCAGAAUGCGGCAGCUACUACUGAAGCUCAAGCACAGCUCCCCUCCCCACCUCAACCAGUCUCCUGAUGUGCCCGUCGUCACCAAGGAGCCCAUGGCCGUCGCGUAGCUAUAUAUAAGAACCAUGUCGAAGACCAACAUUUGUUGCUAGAUAGAUAUAUGAGCUUUGUGGCUCCACAAAUACUACAUUACAUUCAACUGGUGUUACAUUUGGACAGCCUACAUACGAAAUGUCUUUUUUGCA